CUGCCGCCUGCCGCGAUUAGUUGCCACAUAGCGCCCGAAUAGCGCCGAGCUAAGUCUCAUAGUUUUGUUGUUAUUACUAUUUACGGUGCAUGUACUGUUCUAAUACAAAUGUUUUGGAUGAUACACAAUUUUUCCAGACAGUGAAUUCAAUGCGAUAAACAGACACUAUUUUUAAUUAUUAAAAAUAAGUAAUCAGUUUUUUAAAUGCAUAUUUUUAAAAUAUCGUGACCGUCAAUCAAAUGUAAAGGUUUAAAGUGCGGUUUUUUAUCAGUGAUUUUAAAACUGAGUUUUACUAUUUUUACUUUUGUUAUUAGCAACAAGUUGACAGUUGAAUAAUAAAAUAAUAAGCCGUUUGUUAACUUGUUUUUAAAAUGUAUUCAGACGGGCACGAAGUAGACGGCAGUUGGGUACUGCGCGUCUACGUUACGGAUUUACAGGUCGAGAGAAAUCUUCGCGUCAAAGGAGAGCUUCAUAUUGGUGGUGUCAUGCUUCGUCUUGUUGAAGAUCUUGAUAUUGCCAUGGACUGGUCGGACCACGCACUUUGGUGGCCUAAAAGAAAUCACUGGCUCACCAGAACAAGGAGCACUUUAGAUCAGUACGGAGUUGCGGCAGAUGCUCUUUUACAUUUUACACCGAUGCACAAAACACUUCGUGUACAAUUGCCAGACAUGCGUUAUCUUGAUUGUCGAGUUGAUUUCUCUGUCAAGACUUUUAAUACUGUUAUAAAUCUAUGUAAAGAAUUAGGAAUAAGACAUCCAGAAGAACUAUCAUUUUGCAAACCCCUUGAGCCUAAUCACUUGAAGUACAACUUAAAAGAUCUGCCAGCGAAAAAGAAGAUAGAAAAUCAAAAGAACGGACAUUGGAACGUGCCAGCGGAUACAAACACUUUUAUCCCAGUCAGUCAAAGUCCACAAGGAUCGAAUGGAAGUUUAGAUCAGAGCAGUCCUUUUAUGUGCGCUCCAGUCACCCCGAACAAUAGGAAUCACAGCACGCCCAUCAGUUCUCCAGUUUCACAUACGGGCACUUGGAAGAGGAAUAAUAAUUCAUCAGGAUUCGGGAGUACCGGUUCAUUCAAUGCAAACAAUAGUACAAUGAGUUUAGAGGCAUUAAACGGUGGGAUGACCGAGUCAUUGGCUCAGAGCCCAUCCGCGGCAUCACCAGACGUCCAUGCCAAACUAAUAAAACCUAAAAAUCUGGUGGAACGCGCACGGAUGAACGUCGCAUGGCUUGACUCCUCUCUCUCAAUAAUGGAACAAGGCAUUAGAGAAUUUGACAUUCUCAGACUUAGAUUUAAAUUUUAUUCGUUUUAUGAUUUAAAUCCGAAAACUGAUGCUGUUAGAAUCAAUAUGAUUUACGAGCAAGCUAAAUGGCAGCUUCUCGCCGAAGAAAUUGAUUGUACUGAAGAAGAGAUGCUGAUGUUCGCAGCUCUGCAGGUACAAGUGAAUCUCCAGGCAAGUAUGCCACAGCCGAGUUACGAGAGCAAUGGAUCAUCAUCGCUGAUUGAAGAUGAUAUUGAUGCAGCACUUACGGAUUUACAAGUCAGUCUCGAAGGUAGCAGUAUCAGUAAUGGAACCAGCGAUGUUACUCAAGUACCAGAGCUCUGUGAUUAUCUUCGGUUCUUCAAACCAAAACGUUUUACGCUCAAGGCAUUUAAGCGUUACUGGUUCACAUGCCGAGAUCUACAGCUCAGAUUGUAUAAAACACGCGAGGAGAGCCACAGUUCUGAGGCACCAGCUUAUAUUAUUAAUUUACGGGGAUGCGAAGUCACACCUGACGUUCAUCUCUCUCAAGGACGUUAUGGGAUUAGAUUAGAGGUCCCUAGUGCUGAUGGAAUGACGGAAAUGUGGAUUAGAUGUGAUACGGAACAACAAUAUGCCAAGUGGAUGGCUGCUUGCCGGUUGGCUGCUAAAGGCAGAUCAUUAGCAGACUCUUCCUACGAAAGCGAAGUUAAUAGUAUCAGCGCCUUCCUACAAUUACAAAGACCAGCUCCAGCACCUGCGAUUAAUCCUAGUUCACUUAAUAUUACACCUGAAGACUAUGUUGCGCCCAGAUAUGCCAAGAAACUUAGAGGAAAACUGGUACAAAGAAUCUUGGAAGCACAUGCAAACGUCAAAGAUCUUCCAUUAGUCGAGGCUAAAUUAAACUACAUAAAAGCAUGGCAAUCACUGCCUGAAUAUGGCAUUUCAUUGUUCAUCGUACGAUUCACUGGAAAAAAUAAAGACGAAUUACUCGGUAUCGCAAAUAAUCGACUUAUGCGUAUGGAUUUGCACAGUGGAGAUCACUUGAAAACAUGGAGAUACAAUACAAUGAAGGCCUGGAAUGUUAAUUGGGAAGUCAAACAUAUGAUGGUACAAUUCGAAGAAGAGAAUAUAAUUUUCGAGUGCCAAUCGGCAGAUUGUAAAGUCGUACAUGAAUUUAUUGGAGGCUAUAUAUUUUUGUCAAUGCGUUCCAAAGAAGCUAAUCAAACGUUAAACGAAGAAAUGUUCCACAAAUUAACCGGUGGAUGGGUUUAAAUGUUAUUAAAAAUUAUUAUAA
Cotesia glomerata is the source of this 2535-nucleotide messenger RNA. RefSeq names its product unc-112-related protein-like. Lineage: Eukaryota; Metazoa; Arthropoda; Insecta; Hymenoptera; Braconidae. The transcript is spliced from 8 exons. Gene Ontology annotation, cellular component: cell-substrate junction. Bases 372 to 2513 code for a protein of 713 amino acids. Gene Ontology annotation, biological process: cell-matrix adhesion; integrin-mediated signaling pathway. Gene Ontology annotation, molecular function: integrin binding. The record is from RefSeq and is a predicted model, not a curated record.